Arvicola amphibius (Eurasian water vole) is the source of this 858-nucleotide messenger RNA. RefSeq lists its product as uncharacterized. The transcript has 3 exons. Bases 1 to 858 code for a protein of 285 amino acids. NCBI's taxonomy places the organism in Eukaryota, Metazoa, Chordata, Mammalia, Rodentia, Cricetidae. The record is from RefSeq and is a predicted model, not a curated record.
AUGGCUGGUGACUUGGUGUCCCUUAGCCAUGGCACCGUCACUCCAGUGUCUGCCACCAGAUCAUCCUAUGACAUGCUCCCUGAGUGUCUGUGUCCAGGUUUCCCGGCCAUAGCUUUCGGGCAUGCCUUAGCCCAGUGGAACUCAUCUCGACUUGAUCGCAUAGAUCAUACAAAUAAAGGCGUGGUCGCAGUGCCGGGGACAACUCAGAAGAGCCAUGAGGCAGAGUCCAGUGCCCUGAGCUCUCUGAGUCUCCUGUCAGGAGCGGACCCAGGACACCUGUCCCAGCAAGCGCAGGUCACCAGUUCACAGGACCAGGAGCCACUUGGGUCUUGCAGCCUCUCGGAGGUGGGCUCAGAGUUCCUGCCUUUCUUUCACACUCAUGAGCAGUCCCUGGACGUGGAGGAACUGGCCCAGCAGUGUGAAGUCUGCCCUGGACACAAAGAUGGCUGGAGCCCCAGAGAGGGUCUGUUCCUCGGGGAGUCGGCGCCACCCAGUGGCUUCUUCCCAUACUACCGCUCUCCGGAAGAGUAUCUCCCCAGCACCACCCCUCAAGGCUGUUGGUGUCUGGGCACCAGAGACCUCUUUCCCACAGCACAGGAUGGCUGCUGCAAGGUGACAGCCAGGGAUGGAUGCCCUUCUGCCUUGGCAGGGCCAGACGUCCUCUCUGGGUUUUCACCCUUACCAGCCUGCUGCCACUUCUUGAGAGGGUUCGUGUGUGACGGCAACCAGGAUCUGCCUCUCUCGGGGGAACAUGCUCUCGGUGCUUCCGGAUUUGUACCAUAUUACAGAAGCCCUGAAGAACACCUUCACACCAGCCCGGAGCCUUCUUCCCCGGUGUUAGGGGGCUCGAGGGAGUGA